Centruroides sculpturatus (bark scorpion) is the source of this 1111-nucleotide messenger RNA. Its product is annotated as barH-like 1 homeobox protein. Gene Ontology annotation, molecular function: RNA polymerase II transcription regulatory region sequence-specific DNA binding; DNA-binding transcription factor activity, RNA polymerase II-specific. The coding region runs from base 43 to 1050 and encodes 335 amino acids. Gene Ontology annotation, biological process: regulation of transcription by RNA polymerase II. Lineage: Eukaryota; Metazoa; Arthropoda; Arachnida; Scorpiones; Buthidae. Gene Ontology annotation, cellular component: nucleus. The transcript is spliced from 3 exons. The record is from RefSeq and is a predicted model, not a curated record.
GCAGAAGUGCAGCUGGGUUGUCCAUACUGCGGACUUCUUCCGAUGGCCGUGGACUUUGCAGUGCCCGAUCUUCAUCAACAAAUGCCAGACAGAUUGCCACACGUAGACGACGGUACGCAACGCAGCAAACCUACAAGCCCUCGUGUUACUUGUUCACUAUCGCCAUCGGUGACUCCACCGUCUUCUUUCUUCAUCAGGGACAUACUCAGCGAUCCAAGACCCUUUAAACCCGUUUUUAGCCCUGCUGGAGAAGCCGCAUUAUCGCCUAGGGCUGCAGAUUCUCCCAAUGCUGCUGCGGGGGAACCAUCCGCACCCGAACCUCAGGACUUAACAGUAAGACUAUCUGUGCCCAAAGCCGAUGACGAAAACGCAAGGAUAGCCGAACGUGAUCGUGACGUGACGGAAGACGAAGAUGAUGUCAUCAGUAACGAAGAUAAACAUCACGAUAUCGAUGAAAACCUACACCAUUUGGACAGGAACAGAGAUGAUUACGAAGAUAGGUGCGAGUUAAAAGUUAAAAAACAGAGAAAGGCCAGAACUGCUUUUACAGAUCAUCAACUACAGACACUGGAAAAGAGUUUCGAACGACAAAAAUAUUUGAGUGUACAAGAUAGGAUGGAAUUAGCGGCCAAACUCAAUCUUACCGAUACUCAAGUCAAGACAUGGUAUCAGAAUAGACGGACAAAAUGGAAAAGGCAGACCGCUGUAGGACUGGAAUUACUAGCAGAAGCCGGUAACUUCGCUGCUGUUCAAAGGAUGUUCCAAACGAGUCCAUACUGGUUAAGCCAAUGCGCCACCGGGUUAACCGCACCCACUUCUUAUUCAAAUCUCUCCGGAUACGAUACGUAUUAUCGUCAAGCUGCUGCGGCCAUGCAAAAACCAAUGCCCUAUCGUGUUUAUCCUGGAUUAGGAUUAUCCUUAAACGCAUUAACGGCCAAUGCCCAUAACGUUUCAGGAUUAUCGCCGUCUUCGCCUACAUUUAACCCACUACCUUCGACGACUACAACAACUUCGUCUUCGUCGUUUUAUCCGAGAGAAAAUCGAUGUUAAAAAAAAAAAAAUUAAAAAGAUUUAUAAAUGAAGAACAUCCUUUAAAUGUUUCAUUUUUGUC